UUUCAUUUUCGUUCUUGCAGUGUGUGUAGUCGCAUCUGAAGACCCAGGUCCAAGUGAAACGUUUUCAACGUUAGCAAAAGUGUGUGUGUAUUUGUGUGUAUGGUGUUUUGUGUGUGAUUUCUCUCCAACCAAAAUUAUUAUUAUUUACAGUGGUGAAGUUUUGAUUUAGACAACUUUAAAGUGAGACGCCAGUGGAUAUGAACGUCAGACGAGUGGUGAUGACUCUGAAUGGCGGAUGGUAGUUCGUGAAAGCGGUGGAUCCGUUUUCACGACGACGACGACUUUCGGCUGCUGCUGCUAUGAUGAUGAAACGACGUUUCCAGGUGAAGAUGGGCGCCCAGCAAUACCAUCCAACCGCCGGCCAUCCACGGGACAUCCAGACACGAUCCGACCGAGAGCUCGUUUUCCUUUUGCAAAAGGAUCCGACUCAGCGUACCGUACAUGAAAUCAACCGGAUAUGGAUGGCAUUACGCCCUAUGGGAGCCUUUGGUUUGUUACGUGAUUCCGCUCUGCGGUCUCUGUGCCGCGUCAUCCGCUACGAGCGUCACGACGCCAACGACAUCCUCUACUGUCGAGGAGAAUUGUGUUCCUGUUGGUACGUCCUGCUGUGCGGCUCGGUCUUCAUCGAUGGAUCCAUGUACUUGCCCGGAGCCAGUUUUGGUAAGCGGAGUGGCGUCAGCAUCCGCCGGCCGAACGAAUGCCUCAUCCUGGAGCCGUCGGAAAUGCUCGUCGUGGAUUAUUCUGACGUUCCUCAGCGGACGCAGCGAUCAGCUUCAACCAGUUCGGCAACGGCUUCCUACACCUCGGCUCACCUACACCACCUCGACCGCAGCAACAAUAGAAUGGACAAUGAUCAGUAUCGGAGUGGAGACAUGCAACAUCACCCUCUGAUGAACCACCACCAUCAUCGAGAUCCGGCGACGGUUCACGUCGUUGGCGGAGGAAUGGGCACGCAAUCUCACCGGAGUUCGAGAGGAUCGGACACGAGUUCGGCGUAUUCCGGUUCGGAUACCAUGCACUCUUCUGUACCCAGUUCCGAUCAGGAUGCGGAGGGCGUUGGCGUCGACGGUGUUGAUCACGACGGCGACGAGGUUGACCUUACCGGCUUGAUGGAAUCGAUCGUCGACAGCGACGAGGAAGAAGACCUAGCCGAGAGCAUCGACAGCCUAACUGUGCGGGACACGGUUCGAGAGUGUCUAGAAAAAGAUCCAUCCGAUCGGACGGAUGACGAUAUCGAAAUCCUGCUCGAAUUCACGCAACACCUCAGGGCAUUCGCCAAUAUGACUCUGUCGGUGAGACGGGCGCUCUGCCGGGUGAUGGUGUUCGCCGUCGUCGAAAAGGCCGGCACAGUUGUCAUGAACGACGGCGAAGAACUUGAUUCAUGGUCCGUUAUUAUUAACGGCCAUGUCGAAAUUGAUGGCGGAGCCUCCGGCGAACCUGGUCGAGCCUUACACCUUGGCGACAGUUUCGGGAUAACGCCGACCAUGGACAAAUUGUAUCACCGGGGCGUAAUGCGGACCAAAUGCGAUGACUGUCAAUUUGUUUGCAUCACGCAAACCGAUUACUUUAGCAUCUUGCACAAAGGAGAGGAGAAUACGCGCCGGCACGAAGAGAAUGGACGCGUUGUCUUGGUGACGGAACAGCGGGCCCAAAUUGGCGCAGCAUCCUCCUCGCAGCGCUCUCACAUCGUCAUCAAGGGAACGGUGGAACGGUUAAUGUCCCACUUGUUGGAAGACUCGUCUGGCGAUCCCAGUUACGUCGAAGAUUUCCUUUUGACUCAUCGGAUCUUUAUCGAAAGUCCCUUGAUUGUCUGCAGCCAGCUGCUCGAAUGUUUUAACGAUCCGACCGUACGAGAUAAAGUGACGCGAGUCGUUCUCCUAUGGGUCAACAACCAUUUUACCGACUUUGAAACGGAUCCCUGCAUGAUGGAGUUCCUCGAAACCUUCGAGUGUCUACUGGAACAAUCCAAGAUGCAAAGCCACUUGAGGAUGCUAGAUUUCGCCAGCGCGGCCAAAGCUCGAUCCAGGACGGUGACGUUGACCCGGCCCAGUCGCGAUGAAAUUCUCCAUUUCAGCAUCUUGGGCGGAUUCGAGCGCGGAUUCGGCAUCUUCGUUUCCAAAGUGGAAAAGGGUUCCAAAGCGGAAGAAGUUGGACUCAAACGAGGUGAUCAGAUCCUCGAAGUGAACGGUCAGAGCUUCGAACACGUCAGCCACGUACGCGCACUGGAAAUUCUCCGGGCUUCCACUCAUCUUUCCAUCACCGUUCGAUCCAAUCUCCACGCGUUUAAAGAAAUGUUAAACACCCCUGAUAAUUCUCCGCGGCCUCGGGGCAAGAAACUCGAGUCGAAAUCGUCUUCCAACAACAAAAUGCUUGGCGGGUCGUCUUCCGACGUUCAUUCCGACAGCGGCUCUGCGGGCCACACGUGCCCGUCGCCUUGUAAAGACAAGACGGCCCUAAUUGGCUCCAAGAGCCAAGGAGGCAGCGGUGGUUUUAUGACACUUGGCCACAAAACCAAAUUGAAGCAAAUUUGGGGCAAGGUCAAUCAGAUGGCCAGAGGCAAACCGGGGGAAGUGGUCGGCGAUGAAGUCAUGUACGGCUCGACAACUGGCUCGGCGGAUUCGAGUGCCGCACAAUCUGGCGCCGUCGGUUCAGCCCUGACUGGCAGCAGCGUCAACCAAAUGUACAUGAGUCACAGCAAUCCGGAUUUGACCAGCAUUUGCUACGAUGAUCCACGGGCCGAUUACCCCGAACACGCCCUCAAGGUUUUCAAAGCCGAUCAGUCGUCAAAGUACCUGCUUAUCCACAAGGAAACAACUGCCAGGGAAGUGGUGAUGCUUUCCCUCCAAGAAUUCCAGAUCACGGAUCCGUCGUCCAACUACAGCCUUUGCGAGGUGACGGUGACGGACAGUGGCAUCAUCAAGCAGCGGCGGUUGCCCGACCAGCUCCAGAAUUUGGCCGAGCGGAUCGGCGUGGCCAGUCGCUAUUACCUCAAGAACAAUCACAGCACCGAAACUCUGGUGCCGGACGAAUUGGCCGGCGAGCUGAUGCUGCAAUCUCAAGUCCAAUUCCUCCACCUGAACGCGGUUGAAGUGGCCGUCCAGCUCACGUUACAAGAUUUCGCUAUUUUCACUCAAAUCGAAAGCACAGAGUACGUCGACGACCUCUUCCAGCUGCGCAGCAAAUACGGAACGCCUCAUCUCUCCCAAUUCAGCGAGUUGGUUAAUCGGGAAAUGUUUUGGGUUGUGACGGAAAUUUGUGCGGAACACAAUCUGAUGCGACGGAUGCGCGCUAUCAAACAGUUCAUCAAAGUGGCUCGCCAAUGCAAAGAGUGCAAGAAUUUCAAUUCCAUGUUCAACAUCAUCUCCGGUCUCGGUCACGGAGCCGUUUCCCGGCUGAAACAGACGUGGGAGAAACUACCGGGAAAAUAUCAACGUCUUUUCCGAGACAUGCAGGAUCUGAUGGACCCGUCUCGUAACAUGUCCAAAUACCGAAAUCUCAUCAACAGCGAGCACGUUCAGCCACCCAUGAUUCCAUUUUUCCCCGUUGUCAAGAAGGAUUUGACGUUCAUUCAUCUCGGCAAUGACACUCGGGUGGACGGGCUGAUCAAUUUCGAGAAACUGCGCAUGAUCGCCAAAGAGGUGCGCUCCUUGUCGCACAUGUGCUCGGCGCCCUACGAUCUGUUCACGAUGCUGCAAUUGGGCGGCCAACCUCCUUCUGCCGCCAUGAUGGCCAUGAAUCAGUUAACGACCGGAUCGGGAAUGGCCGGCGGGGCUGUUCAUCACGACCGCCACCACCUCUCCUCGGCCACGGUCAAGAGACGCAAGAAGUCGGCCGCCAUGCCAAACUCGAAGAAAAUGUUCGAGGAAGCGCAGAUGGUCCGGCGUGUCAAGGCUUACCUUAGCAACAUGAAGGUGCUAACGGACGAGGAACAACUGCGACACAUGUCGGUGGAAGUCGAACCACCAGCCGGAGGCAAUCCAUUGGCGGCCACGUCAUCCAAUUCGGGCAGUUCUGGCGGCUCUGGAGGGGGCGGAGGAUCCGAAAGCCGGGCGACCGGGGCAUUGGUCCUCAGCGCAGUCAAUCACCACGUCCGUAAACGUCACCCGAGUCCGACGCUCUCGACCACCAGCACGGCCAGUUCGACCAGCGCCACCAGCGAGAGUCGCCGAGGCCAACAAGGACCCAAAUUUGGAGCUGCCAGUCCACAAUCUGUGCGCAAAAUGUUGGCUCUGAGUGAGCCCAGCAAAACGAGACCGUACCAGGCGCCCAAUCGACCCAUGGGCUCCUGCAGCGUCUCGAUGGCUCUACCUCUUCCAGGAUCGGGAUUACUUCAACAACAUUCCCCUUCUCCAUCGCCUGGAUUGAACCGGCGUGUGCCCGGAGUGCCACCCCAACCGCCUCCCGUCAGGACGACGCCACACGAACGUUCACACGAGCGUUCCCACUCGGACGCCGCUCUGCCCGUCGACUUGAACGCCGAGAGCAGCAGCGUGACGAGUCUGGCCAAUUUGGCGGCCAUGCGCAAGUCGCACAUGUCCGGCUCUGCCACGUCGAGUGACAGCGGUGGCGGAGGAAGCGGCACCAGCGGCGGCGGAAGCGGAUCUUUGCAUCAACCGCUGGGACUGGGAUUGACGCUAGGCAUCGGUCUGGGUAUCGGCCUCGGCGCCGACGGCAUCGACGCCAGUUACUGCACCCAGUUCAACUCGCAUUCCAGCAACAACUCGACGGAAGUCGUCUCCGGAGGCGGCCACACCCACUUGCUUCAUCAUCCCCACGCUGGAACGACGGAAUCACCUCCUGUAGCACCUCGAACAAGGGUACCUUUAUACCCGCAUGGAACCCAAGCCGAGGUUGUGGUUUCUAACGAUCCUACGGUAGUGGCACAAGAUCUAACAAUCAACAAGCCGGCCAGGGCCAGUUACAUGAAAAACGCAAUUCGGGUCUUGCCCGCUCUACCUCUCCAACCGGUAGUUUUAAAGAGGAGAGGGACCAUUAUCCCCCGAGAACUUCCGCCAAGAGCCCGGCGACCUCCCGACUACAAUGUAGCGGCCCAGAUGGCCCGUAUGGCUCGGCUGAGUCGGGCGCAUUCCCACGAAGGAGUCACGGCGGGCUACUACAGUUCCGAUCCUGAAGAAGAAGACGACGAUGACGAAGCUCAAGUGUCAGCUGUUUAGCGGAGACGUUGCAGCACCUGACGGUAAACAGCUUGAGGCCAAAGACUAGCAGCAGCAUGAAAAAAAAGAAGUUAAAUUUCCCCCGAUAAAAUAUUCCUUUUUUUUUAACAAAGACAGAGAUAUCAGUGUACGUAUAGCCCGCUUUAAUUAUAUAUAAACUUCCCCCUGACCUAUAUCGAUACCACUAUUAUAUACAUUCUGAACACAAAUAUCCCACAGCCUUUUUUUGUAUAGGUGUACAGUGUCGUUUGUAGCUCCCUUCCCGCUCCCACCUCUCUCCUGUACCUGUAAAUAAGAUCAAUCAACAACAAUUUUACAGCAACAAACAAAAAACAACUUUUUUGUGUAGCUUUUUAACCACCAACUCCCUUGUGUGUGCAUAUUAUAAUAAUAGUAAAUCUCUCAUACUCAGUGUAGUGAUUUUUUUACAAAAAAAAGAGGAAAUGAAAGAAUAUCCAGCCCGCCAUCUCCCUCACUCUAUACAUCCAUCAGCUUUUGUGUGGGCCCUUUUUGGUGGCCCUUUUUCAUGUUGGUUUCCUUUUUAUUCAUGAAAUUCCUACACAGCAUAUCCACACACACACACACAAUCAAUACGUUUUCCAGUAUACAUAAUAUCACCGUUCCUGACUGUGCAUUCAGUGUUAUGCAUUGCGCAAUUAUUAUACCCGAUUCCACCGUCUUUUUCUUGUGGAGAAUAAGAGAGAUUCCUUUAGUGGUUACACGCAUUUUAUAAUUGUAUACUCCUCCCUUAAAUACAAAUUGUUUCUCGCCAA
Molecule: messenger RNA, 5947 nt
Organism: Daphnia pulicaria
Lineage: Eukaryota; Metazoa; Arthropoda; Branchiopoda; Diplostraca; Daphniidae
Gene: PDZ-GEF
Product: rap guanine nucleotide exchange factor 2-like
Exons: 23
Coding region: 300-5174 (1624 amino acids)
Biological process (GO): Ras protein signal transduction; positive regulation of GTPase activity
Cellular component (GO): apical plasma membrane; plasma membrane
Molecular function (GO): guanyl-nucleotide exchange factor activity; protein binding
Source: RefSeq, a predicted model, not a curated record